AUGAGAUUUGUUCAUAUCUGCUUAAUUAUAGCUAUUGCAAGUGCAACAAAAUUCUUAGAUGAAACCACAGUUUUUGGAUAGGAAGCAGAAGUUUAAAUUUCAUAUGAUCAACCAACAUCGUUAUUCACAGAAGAUUAAUUGGCUCAAAAUACGGAGUAGGGGAUGAAUAAAAAUGAACCCUUCGACUACUAAUCAGAAUAGAUAUCACCACUACAAAGCACUGAACAAUAACAAAUUUUAUUAGCCUAUGAAAAGGAUCUCUUACCAUAAGGAGACUGCGUAAUUUUAUAUGCUGAAUGUCAAUUCAAAGGGACAUCAAAACAAGUUUGCAAAGGAGUAGAAGAAGUGAUGAGCUUUUCCCUUCCUGUGUAUUCAAUUUAUGUACCUGAAUUGUAUACUAAAAUAUAUAUUAAUAGAUAACAAUUUUCAACAAUUGAUGUGAAUAGUAAUUCCCAAGUUACCUUUUUAACCAGCGACAAGUGUUUAAAUUAACCAAUUGUAAUGGCUGAUACUCAAUUAGAUUUUUUCAUCGCAAAGUCAAUGUCAAAUUGGAUUGGAGAAAACACAGGUAUCAUUAUUAUCAAUCUAUUUAAGUAAUAACUUAAUUGAUUCAACAAGAGGAGGUAGAAAACUAAGAAUCAGCAACUCAAUAAGUUGAAUAGUAAGAAAAUACAGCUGAAUAGGUUGAUUAAUAAGUUUAAGUGUCAGCAGAUGGAAAUGCUGAGUAAUAAGUUGAUUCAGCAGUUGUAAAUGCUGAAUAAUAGGUUGAUCAAUCAUAAGCAGAAUAAUAAGUUGAUUAAACAUAAACUGAAUAAUAAGUUGAAUAAACAUAAACGGAAUAAUAAGUUGAUUAAACAUAAACAGAACAAUAAGUUGAUCAAUCAUAAACUGAAUAAUAAGUUGAUCAAUCAUAAACAGAACAAUAAGUUGAUCAAUCAUAAACAGAACAAUAAGUUGAUUAGUAGUAAGAUGCUNAAGAUGUUCUCAUCAAAAACAUAUGCUUAAUUCUAUAAUUAUUAAAAACAAAUGAUAUCUUAUGCUUUUUAACAUCUUAUACUAAAUAUGAAAUUUAAUAUAAAAUUUUGAUGAAAAAUGCAUAUUAAUCUGAGAAUUAAUUUCAUAAUAAUAAAUAAUUCAUUCAUUAUUAUUUGCGAAUCCUCCUUAGAAUUGUUUAUACACUCUAUUCAAAGAAACUACUGAAAAUUACUAAUUUAUAUUUAUUUAUAAUAAUAAUUGCAUUUGCUUUUAAACAAAUAUCGGAUUAAUUAACUAAGCUAUGUCUUAUUAAUUUAAUUCGUUUUUUAUUUAUGAGAUUUGUUCAUAUCUGCUUAAUUAUAGCUAUUGCAAGUGCAACAAAAUUCUUAGAUGAAACCACAGUUUUUGGAUAGGAAGCAGAAGUUUAAAUUUCAUAUGAUCAACCAACAUCGUUAUUCACAGAAGAUUAAUUGGCUCAAAAUACGGAGUAGGGGAUGAAUAAAAAUGAACCCUUCGACUACUAAUCAGAAUAGAUAUCACCACUACAAAGCACUGAACAAUAACAAAUUUUAUUAGCCUAUGAAAAGGAUCUCUUACCAUAAGGAGACUGCGUAAUUUUAUAUGCUGAAUGUCAAUUCAAAGGGACAUCAAAACAAGUUUGCAAAGGAGUAGAAGAAGUGAUGAGCUUUUCCCUUCCUGUGUAUUCAAUUUAUGUACCUGAAUUGUAUACUAAAAUAUAUAUUAAUAGAUAACAAUUUUCAACAAUUGAUGUGAAUAGUAAUUCCCAAGUUACCUUUUUAACCAGCGACAAGUGUUUAAAUUAACCAAUUGUAAUGGCUGAUACUCAAUUAGAUUUUUUCAUCGCAAAGUCAAUGUCAAAUUGGAUUGGAGAAAACACAGGUAUCAUUAUUAUCAAUCUAUUUAAGUAAUAACUUAAUUGAUUCAACAAGAGGAGGUAGAAAACUAAGAAUCAGCAACUCAAUAAGUUGAAUAGUAAGAAAAUACAGCUGAAUAGGUUGAUUAAUAAGUUUAAGUGUCAGCAGAUGGAAAUGCUGAGUAAUAAGUUGAUUCAGCAGUUGUAAAUGCUGAAUAAUAGGUUGAUCAAUCAUAAGCAGAAUAAUAAGUUGAUUAAACAUAAACUGAAUAAUAAGUUGAAUAAACAUAAACGGAAUAAUAAGUUGAUUAAACAUAAACAGAACAAUAAGUUGAUCAAUCAUAAACUGAAUAAUAAGUUGAUCAAUCAUAAACAGAACAAUAAGUUGAUCAAUCAUAAACAGAACAAUAAGUUGAUUAGUAGUAAGAUGCUUAAGUUUAAGAAUAAUAAUCAACAGAGAAUGUAUAGCAAUCUACAUAAGAAUAAACAGAAUAAAAUGAAGACACAUAAUAAUAGCCAGAAUAGAAUAUUCAAUCAGAAAAUUAAUAGGAAUAAGCAUAAGAAAAUACAUCUACUGAAUAAAAUUAAGAAGAUUAAACAUAAUAAACAGAUUAAACUUAGGAAUAAGUAGAAUAACAAUCAGAAGCAGCUACACAAAAUGAGGAAUUAUAAUAAAAGGAAAUGGAGGAAGUUGUAGAAACUGUUGCAGAAAUCGUAUAAUAAGUAGAAGAAAAAUAAGAGGUUGAAUUAUAAACUGAAAAAGAGUAAUUGAAGUAAGAAGAGGAAGCCUAAUCAUAAUAGUAAACAUAAUAAUAAACAGAAUAAUCUGUUGAUGAUAUUCCAAAAAAUUAAGAACCACAAUAAUAGUAUUCCUAAUCUGAAACAGCAGAACCACUUGUAGGAUAAUCAUAAUAUACAAAAUGAUUGUAAUCAUUAUUAAAAUUAACAUUAUAAUAUAUCUAGG
This is a messenger RNA of Paramecium octaurelia, 2813 nucleotides long. NCBI's taxonomy places the organism in Eukaryota, Ciliophora, Oligohymenophorea, Peniculida, Parameciidae. The record is from the annotation of a GenBank genome assembly.